Diabrotica virgifera virgifera (western corn rootworm) is the source of this 4481-nucleotide messenger RNA. RefSeq lists its product as uncharacterized. Bases 142 to 744 code for a protein of 200 amino acids. The record is from RefSeq and is a predicted model, not a curated record. The transcript has 2 exons. Lineage: Eukaryota; Metazoa; Arthropoda; Insecta; Coleoptera; Chrysomelidae.
UUGAUGACCUAUUGUUUCAGUAUAAAUCAUUAGCUCUUGUCGCAGUGGAACUACUUAUCUUGAUACUAUCUAAGUACUUACUAUAUACUUAUCUUUUCUUCACACCGUCAUCCAACACACACCAAAGAAGUUAACAAGAAGAUGCAGUUAACAAGAUUUCUUAUUGUUUUGAUUGUUUUGGUCGUUGACCUUACUAUUUUGGUGGAAUGCCAGCAAAGACAGGGCGCGGGAAACAAAAGGACAUUAUCAGAAUUUUUUCCAUCGCAAUACCAAUACAGACCGCAAUAUCACAACAAUCAAUGGUCCAAUGGAUGGGGAUCCAGUUCGCCACAAAAUCAAUGGCAAUAUCCGCAGAACCAAUGGAAACCAUGGGGAUCUAACUGGGGUUCAGGAGCAGGAUGGGGAUCAUCUGGAUCAGGAUGGAAACCUUGGGGUUCUAACUGGGGAUCUGGAACCGGAUGGGGAUCUGGAUCAGGAUGGGGAUCUGGCUCAGGAUGGAAGCCGUGGGGAUCUAACUGGGGAUCCUCAGGAGCAGGAUGGGGGCCAAGUCAAAGCUGGGGACCGAGUGCGAGUUGGGGACCAGGCGGUGGUUGGGGAUCAAAUCAGCUUCCACAGAUUCCACAACUGUCCCCUCAGUUCGGAAGUUACCCCAAACCGUCUUUAGGUCAUGUUCUAGAUAGUACUUUGGAUAUUAUUAAAAAAGGGCAACAAGCCCUUCAGUUUAUUCCAAGAAAAGAUCAAUAAGAUUGUCGUUGUAAAAGACUGACUGGAGAGUUAGUGUAAAAUAGAAUUAGAUAAUUUACUACAAUACCAUGUUUUGAUUCUUGUAAAGUUUUCCGUAUUUUUAUUCGAUAUCUUAUCUAAGGAAACGAAGCCAAAAAGCAUUUGAAAAAUCUAAAAAUUACUGAAAUAUCUGGUAGAAGUCAAUAGAAAAGGCUUUAUAUCUCGUGGGUAUCGAAAUUUUUACUGUGCCAUAGAUUUUUAUCAACAUUUAAGUAAGAAGCGACGUUUUUUAUUAAUUUCAAUACUGUCUCAAAAUAAACAAUAAUAGUUAUUUAUGAUAUAAGUGUUAAAAGUACACGUUUAAGGCACGCAUGUGAAAGUUUGCAGAAUGAGCGAUAGCGAGUUCUGCAAUUCACAUGAGUGCCUUAAAAAUGUACUUUUUAACAAGCAUAUCAUACAAUAUUUUUUCUACAAACGUAAUUACAGGACAAUAUCUACAAAAACUUUUACUUGAACUUGACUGACAUUCCAUUUUUAUAUUUUUUUUGACAUUACAUUAAAAUUGUCUAUACGGUCAAUACGAACUGCAGUGCCUUAAAAAUUUUAAAGCACUAGUGCCUUAAAGUAGCAUUUUUAACGCUCGUAUGGAGUGCUUAAAAUUGCAUUUUUAACACGGUUGUAGAAAAAAAUAUUUAAAACAUAUUUCACAUUGUGACUUUUUAUGCAAUUACUAUAUGUGUAAACGAUGAAACCGAUUGGUCGAAUAGUUUUUAAAAAAUUCUAAUUGUUUAUCCCAUUGGAAGAAAAAAAGGUUUUAUUUUUUAGAAUUUCAGUAAUUAUAAACAAUUGAAAAAAAAAUACUUACUUACGGAUUCUUCUUAUAAUAGGCCUCUUGGCCUGUUCCUUACCGAUUUUGAGCUUGUAUUCGUAGCUGUGAUGUUGACUGCCAGCUAUCUCGCCAACUUUUAAAUGGCCUUUCUAUUGGCCUCUUGCCUGUUGGCUUCGAAUCCCUGGCUAUACGGGCUAUUCUCUCGCUGUCCAUUCUCGUCACAUGCUGAUUCCACUCUCGUCGUCUCUGUCUUCCCCACCGUACUAUAUCUAGUAUGUUACAGAGAUCUCUUAUUCUGUCGUUCGGUAUUCUGUCUCUCAGUGUUUUCCCAGUUAUUGACCUCAACGUUCUCAUUUCUGAUGUUCUCAGUAUCCUCUUGGUUUCUGCAGUGUCACAUCUUGUUUCUAUCGCGUACGUCAUGAUCGGUCUUACACAUGAUUUGUAUAUGCGUACUUUCCCUUCCAGCCUCAUAUCUUUGUUUCUCCAGAUGACAUCCCUCAGACAUCCUGACACGUAAUUGGCUUUAUUUGCUUGCUUUCGGACGCUCUCUUUAACAUCUCCAUAACUACAUAUUUCGAUUCCCAGAUAUUGUAAUCUCGAGACUUGUUCAAUUAGUUCGUUGUUAAUUACUAAUUUGCAUCUUAUGGUUUCCCUUGACACUACCAGAGAUUUUGUCUUGGCUGUUGAUAUUUUCAUGUUGUAGUUCUUCGCCACUGUAUUGAAAGUUUGUGCCAUUCGCUGUAGGUUAUCCUCGUUAUCGGAGAUUAAGAUUGCGUCGUCAGCAUAACAGAGGAUUUUUAUUUGUUUUUCCGCUAUCUUAUAUCCUUUUCCAGUACCUUUAAUGUUUUCUAUGAUUUUGUCCAUGACUAAAUUAAAAAUCAAUGGGCUCAAGCUAUCCCCUUGUCUGAUUCCCGAGUUGAUUUCUACUUCCGAUGUUAGUUCAUUCUCGACUUUUAUUCUGGUUUUGUUCUUCGUAUUAAUGUCUUUAAUUAUCCUUAUCAUCUUGUUGGGCUGAUUUUUCUCCUUUAGCAAUCUUAGCACAUCUUACAAUCUUACACAAUCGAAGGCCUUAGUCAGAUCUAUAAAGUACAUAAAUGCAGGUGUAUUAUAUUCCAGUGCUUUCUCAGCAAUUUGUCUGGCUAUGAAUAUGGCGUCUAUUGUGGACCUAUUUUUCCGAAAACCUUGUUGUUCCUCACUAAUUGUGUAUUCUUCAUUUAUUUUAUUGGCAAGUAUUUUUGUUAAGAGUUUAAGAGUUGUGCUCAGCAAGGUGAUGGUACGGUAGUUGCUAGGGUCUUUGCAGUUUCCUCUCUUGUGUAUAGGUAUUAUUAUACUCGUCCUCCACUGGUCUGGUACACGCUGGCUACAUAUUAUUUCUUAAAAGAGGAUCUCUUUAUUUUCGAUUAAGGUUUCUCCUCCGUAUUUCAGGAGUUCAUUUGGUAUCCCAUCGGGUCCUGGUGCUUUUCUGUUUUUUAAUUUACGUAUGUUAUUCCUUAUUUCUUCUUUUGUGAUUUCUAGUUCUGUGUCUAUGUUGGAUUCGUCUUCAUUUCCUGUUUCUUCCUCUUCUUCAGGUAUUAUAGUAUCUUCCUUAUAUAGUUCUUCUAUAUAGGCGAUCCAUUGUUCUGCUUCUAUUUUAUUUAAGCUUCUAUAUUCGUUAAUGGGUUUUUUCCUAUUUUUUAGUAUUUUCCGAACUUUUCUUUGCGCCCCAUACAAAUCGUGUUCCAUUUCUUUGGUAAGCGUGUCCAAUAUUCCCUUUUUAUAUUUCUUAUCUUAGAAUUGAUGUAAUUUCUUGUGUCUCUGUAUUGUUGGUAAUUGUUUGGUGUUUUGUUAGUGCAGUAUUGUAGGUAUGCUUUCCUCUUCUCAUACGCUAGAUCUCUUAUUUCAGUAUUGAACCAGGGCUUUGAUAUUUUUGUUGCAUUCAGGUUAAUUUUUCUGACCCCUAUGCUUUCCUUUGCGGCUUGUAAUAUAUUAUAUUCUAUUUUUGCCCAUGUCUCAUUUACUCCUUCACCUGUUGUUACUGGUUUUAUCUCAAAUCUUUGUUCUAAACGUCUUUUAUACAGCCAUUUUGUGUUUUGGUUCUCUAGAGACUAAAUGUUUAGUUUUUCGAAAUACUUGGGUGGUUUUUUCUUGUUUUGUGGUAGUUUGAGCAAAAAUUUUCCAAGCACCAUUUUAUGGUCUGAUCCGAUAUUGGGCGAUGUUAAUGCUCUUACGUCUAGUAUUUGUUUAGGUAUGAUUUGUCUAUUUGUAAUUAUAUAGUCUAUUGUUGAUUGUUGGCCUUGCGUGUUUUGCCACGUGUAUUUGUGUUGGGGUUUGUGUGGAAAAAACGUGUUGUUUAUUCUCAACAAAUUUUGGGUAUAGAAUUCAACAAGGUAUUCUCCAUUUCGGUUCAAUGUAUCUUCGUUGAAUCGUUGUUUGAUAUUAUCUAUGCUGUCGUUACUUUUUUUAUUAUAAAUAUUUUUUAAAUUUAGAUAAUCUCAUUUUAAAUAACAAGUAUUUUCAAGAAAGUCGUCCGUUGAACGUUUUCAUCUACAAUGCGUACUUUUUUCACAAUAUUGAAAUGAAUGAAAAAAGUCGCUUUAUUUGCUAAAAUUUUAGUAAAAAACAAGACGCAGUAAAAUUUCGAGGUGGUACGCUUUUCAUAUUAACUUCCCCCAUAUACUCCAGUUGAAAAAUAGCGCUCAGCAAUUUCUCAAUUUUUAAAUGCUUUGUUUCCUGAGGUAUCUGUAAUAUUUUCUUUUCGUAUUAGUUAUUUCUCGCAGAGUUUUCGUAAGUAUUUAUUUCUCAACAUUUUACUAUUUUCUAGUCUGUUGGGGACAAUAACUCUAUAAAUAAUCAGUUUUAAUGGCUAAAUAAGAAUAUUUUUGUUAAAAGUUUUUUCGUUUAUAAUAUGCAGUACGGUUUGAAAAAAAUCAUUGACUUAUUUAAAAAUAAA